Messenger RNA from Serinus canaria (Common canary), 897 nucleotides. Its product is annotated as protein fem-1 homolog C-like. Gene Ontology annotation, cellular component: ubiquitin ligase complex. Gene Ontology annotation, molecular function: protein binding. Lineage: Eukaryota; Metazoa; Chordata; Aves; Passeriformes; Fringillidae. The record is from RefSeq and is a predicted model, not a curated record. Gene Ontology annotation, biological process: ubiquitin-dependent protein catabolic process. The transcript is spliced from 2 exons.
AUGGUUUCAGCAGGAAACGGCGAGGCGCCGGAAGUUCGUACAGGUUUACCUCCGUUGGGGAAAAGGGUAGACCGGUUCCUUAAACAUGCGGCAAGUGGAAACACUGCAUUGCAUGACUGUGCAGAAUCUGGAAGUUUAGAGAUCAUGAAGAUGCUUCUCAAGUAUUGUGCUAAGAUGGAAAAAGAUGGCUAUGGAAUGACUCCUCUUCUGUCAGCCAGUGUGACAGGCCACACAAAUAUUGUGGACUUCCUGACCCAACAUGAACAGACUAGUAAGAUAGAAUGUAUAAAUGCUCUGGAACUUCUAGGAGCAACAUUUGUGGACAAAAAGAGAGAUCUGCUUGGUGCUUUGAAAUACUGGAAGCGAGCUAUGGAAAUGAGAUACAAUGAUAGGAUUAGUAUCAUGAACAGACCUGUACCACAAACACUAAUUAUGGCCUAUGAUUAUGCUAAAGAAGUCAACAGCUUAGAAGAGCUAGAAAAUCUUAUUGCAGAUCCUGAUGAGAUGAGAAUGCAAGCACUAUUAAUUAGAGAACGUAUUCUUGGUCCUUCUCACCCAGAUACGUCCUAGGUACCUAUACUUAGGUACAGAGGUGCUGUCUAUGGAGACUCGGGAAACUUUAAACGAUGCAUCAACUUAUGGAAAUAUGCUUUGGACAUGCAGCAGAACAAUCUAGAUCCACUGAGCCCUAUGACAGCCAGCAGUUUGCUAUCAUUUGCUGAACUCUUCUCCUUCAUGCUGCAGGACAAGGCAAAAGGCCUGCUAGGCACUACUGUCACAUUUGAUGAUCUAAUGGGUAUAUUAUGCAAAAGUGUUCUCGAAAUAGAGCGGGCCAUGAAACAAAUCCAGUGUCGUCCUGAUCCAAUACAGCUAAACAAAGCACUUUUGUUGCAAUAG